Strongyloides ratti is the source of this 1608-nucleotide messenger RNA. RefSeq names its product Zinc finger, RanBP2-type domain and Nucleotide-binding, alpha-beta plait domain-containing protein. Gene Ontology annotation, biological process: mRNA splicing, via spliceosome. NCBI's taxonomy places the organism in Eukaryota, Metazoa, Nematoda, Chromadorea, Rhabditida, Strongyloididae. The transcript has a single exon. Gene Ontology annotation, cellular component: nucleus. The coding region runs from base 1 to 1608 and encodes 535 amino acids. The record is from RefSeq and is a predicted model, not a curated record. Gene Ontology annotation, molecular function: RNA binding.
AUGUCAUUUCACAGAAGUUCUAAUGAUAUUAGACCAAGUGACUGGAUUUGUUUAGAAUGUACAACUAAUAGUCAUUCAAAUAGAAAGAUUUGUUUUCAAUGUCCAACAACAUAUGAAGAAAAUUUGAAGAAAGAAAGAAGCGGGUCUUUUUUUGUGGGAUCAAAUGUUUCUGAUACAUUAAUUAUUAGAAAUCUACCUAAUCGUAAAGUUGAGGAUAGUGAGAUGAUAAAACUUUUAAGUAAAAAUCAAAUGCAAGUUAAAAAAGUAUUUUUUGAGACAAGAGGAAAUUAUUGUUUUAUUCAAUAUGAAAGUGAAAGAUUGGCAAAAGAGAUGAUGGAUUAUAUUAUGAAAAAUGGUUUAAAAAUUGAUGGUAAUCAUAGUUUAAUGCCUGCAUAUUCAGCAAUAUCUAUGAAUAAAGUUUUAGAACUCGAUUAUCCAUCAAGAGUUCGUUUCACAUACCAAGGUUGUCCUAAAAAUAAAGAUGAUUGGGUAAAUAAAACCGCACAAGCACGUCAAUUGGCAAUGAAUGCUCUUGGAUCAGGUCAAAUGUGUAAUUCAAUUAUACAAAAUCAUCAUAAUGUCCCAAAUAUAGAUGGAGCAAGUCAUAAUUUAUCUGUUGGUAGGACGAUUCAAACACCUUUUGGAACUAAUCUUGUUUAUGAGCGUCCUAAUCCUAGAACUUUUCAAAAAUCUUAUGGAAAUGAACCAUAUUAUUUAGAUACAAAAACUGGUUUUCGUUAUGAUCCCUCUUCAACAUAUUUUUUUGAUCCCACUGAACAUAUCUGGAAGAUGUGGGUUGAUAAAUAUUUUACAUAUAUUCCUGUUGAAGGUGGUGAUCAAAGUUUAAAAAAAAGGUUACUUGAAGAGACUAAAAGAUUACCAAAUUUUGAGCCAUCAUUUUUUGCUAGUAAUGUAUAUCCAUCACCAAAAACUCCAAAAGAAAAAGUUAAAGAAAAUGCUAUCAAAAUUAAAGAGAAAAUAAAGAGUGAUAUAAUAUCAACAGUUAGUGUACCUAUUAAAAAAGAAAUUGAAAAACCUAAAAAAAUACCUAUGUCAUUAAAAAAUGCACAUCAAAUUCGUAUUAAUAUUGGGUCAGCAUUAAAUACACCAUCAACACAAAAUAUUUCAAAAAAAGAUAAUCCAUUUCAAAAUGGAGAUGAUGAUGAAGAUAUGGAUAUUGAUGAAGUUAGACCAUAUAAAAUUAAACAAAAAGAUGAUUCGAAAAAAUGGUUACUUAAAAAUCGAAAUUCUUAUACAUAUGAUUCUAGAAAAGUUGUUCCAGUAUCAACUGAAAUUCCAACUCAAAGUAUCUCUUCAAAAGUAAUUGAUAAAAAUACUUCAGAUGAAGAUUUAGAUAGAAAUAUAGAUAAUGGAAAGUAUGAUUUUCUUUUACCUGAAUUUUUUCAAUAUAUUCGUACAAAUAUGGUUGUUAAAAGUUUAGAGGAAAUUGAAGCUAAUAAUUUCUACAAAGACCCUAUGGUUGUAAAUUGGUCAGAAUUUCAUUGCAAUCUUUGUGUUUUAGAAUUCAACAGUAAAAAUGAAUUGAUAGAGCAUAUCAUUGAAGAUAAAGUUCAUAGGAAUAAUAUAGAUAACAUAGGGAUAGACUAG